CUCAGCUAAACUACAACAACAUCUUCUCCACACCAUUCCUCUAGGACAUUCCUUCAAUUAUAAACAUGUCGAAAACAUCUUCAUCGACUCUACUGUUGACACUCCCGGUAAUCCAACUGUUUUUGCCAACGAAAACGUUUUCCAACCAUGGAGAAGCGAGCAUCACGUCUUUGGACUUUGAUGAUUCUGGACAAUUUUUAAUUUCUGCAGGCGUGGAUAAGUCAAUUCAACUCUAUGAUAUACACAAGGGUAUCCAUUUGAAAGAUAUCCAAUCCCAAAAAUACGGAGCUCAUUUAGCGAAAUUUACCCAUCAUGACAAAAAUUGUUUGUAUGCAUCUGCUCCACCAGCAGCAGAAAAUUCAGACGUGGAUAAUUCAAUCAGAUACCUUUCAUUAGCAGACAACCAGUACUUGCGGUAUUUCAAAGGUCACAAGGAAAGUGUCACUUGCUUAGAGGUCGAUCCUGUGCAUGACACGAUUCUUAGUGCCAGUAUGGAUAGAACGGUCAAGAUGUGGGAUUUAAGAUCAAGUUCAGCUACAGGAAGUAUAGAUACGGGGGCUCCGCUGGCUACAGUAGCCUUCGAUCCAAUGGGAAUAAUAUUUGCCGUGGCGAAGGCCAAUUCUGCAUCCAGUACUUGCGCAGUUGACUUUUAUGAUUGUGCCAAUUGUGACAAGAAACCAUUUCUCUCACUGAAAUUUAACAUGACAUUCCCAGUGGAGAAGUUGAGUAAAUUGGAAUUCUCCAACAAUGGGAAACUUCUCUUGGUAGGGACGAACUCAGGAGAAGACUAUAUUGUAGAUGCAUUUCUGGGGGAUCUUUUAGCUAGUCUUAGCAAUGGACGUCAUCGUGAGGAUGACAGUAUGGCACUGUUUCUCUAUCCUUCCAAUGGCCUGCUGACUUUCACCCCAUGUGGCCGGUAUGUGAUAGCAGGGUCUUCAAGACAUGUGGUCUACGUAUAUGAUGUGGAGAACUUGCGAACAGGUAUCAAUCGAGUUUUAAAUCCAGUUAAAGUUAUCAAGACUGACCAGGGAAUUCCCAAGAUUAUAGCAUUCAAUCCAAAGUUACUUACGUUUGCAUCGGCAGAUACCACGGUUAGUUUAUGGCAACCACUGGUUGAGCAGUAAAGGGGAUAUAUUCUUGCUAAUGAUAGAGAGGGGUAUGCUUCAUGGUGUAGACCACCAAUGAGUAAUCCAUCAAGAAAAUGGGCCUGUAAAUACAUAUAUAGAAAUAUUCAGCCAAAUGAAGAAUCCUGC
Messenger RNA from [Candida] anglica, 1253 nucleotides. NCBI's taxonomy places the organism in Eukaryota, Fungi, Ascomycota, Pichiomycetes, Serinales, Debaryomycetaceae. The record is from the annotation of a GenBank genome assembly.